GCCAAAGAAGGACAUGCACUCAGUCGAGCAGAGACCUCGUCAGCUACCACGCGAACCGAGGCAUGCUGGGUGUUUCUCUUUCAAGCAUACUUGCACUGACCUAUUUAUUUCCUAAAACCCUUAGGUACCGUAAGAAAAAGCCAGGAUUUGGAAUCGUACACUAUUUGGCUAGUUUCCCACUAAACAGAGACCAGCAGCUUCAUGCCCAGGCUCCCGGGGCAGACGGGAGGCGAAGAAAGAACUCGGAUUUCUAGAAAGUUUUAUUGCAGUUGCUUCUGAAUAGUUUCGUUUUUCUUUUUGGGUGACCUGGAAGUCAAAACACACGUUUUUGGACCAUGAACCGCUCCCCUCGGCACGCUGGCUCGCGUGGCGUGGCUGAAGAUCGGAAGCUUUACAUCGUGGAUUCCAUAAACGACCUGCACAAGCUCAACCUCUGUCCCAGCGAACCCCAGCACCUGUUCCUGCCCGAGGAGAAAAUCCCAGGGGGCGGCGCUGCCUCCGGAAGCACGAACUACAGCCUGUUUUUUCUGGGGCUGAUCGGCGUGCUGAUCGUCAGCCUGGCGCUCGUCUCCUUCGUGAUUUUCCUAAUAAUUCAGACUGGAAACAAGAUGGACAACAUGCUGCGAAGACUGGCAGCUGAGCGAAAGGACAUAGAUGAUCUCAAAAAACUCAACCGCAUGAUUGUGAAGCGACUCAACCAACUGGACGCGGGACAGAACUGAAGAGAUGAUUUUCCAAGAGCACCUGCUGACCCCACGCUUCUCCUGUGCUGGGCGCGUGCGGAUGCCCGGCAUUUCUGCAGACGGUGGAUUAUCUGGAGAGUGAGCCCGUCCUGCGGCCACCUUCCUGCCAGAGGGAUACACACAACUCCAAGGCCAGGGAAGGGGUGGAAAGUGGCCACAGGGACUCAGUUUAUGGCCAGGUCCUUCCACUUUAAUGGGGUGAGGCGGGUGGCUGGCAUGCAGGACAACCAGUAGGACACAAGAUAAUUCAGCCCGCUACACAGGACAUCUCUUAUAAUGGUGCUUUGUCACCAGAAUAAGUUCACCAUCCCAGAGAGGUGUGUAGUGCCUCCCACACUCCCACGGUGAAGGACAGCAUUUGUGGCCAAGGGAACCGGGUGACAGAUAAUCUUUUUAA
Pteronotus mesoamericanus is the source of this 1140-nucleotide messenger RNA. RefSeq names its product leucine rich single-pass membrane protein 1 (gene LSMEM1). The transcript is spliced from 4 exons. Lineage: Eukaryota; Metazoa; Chordata; Mammalia; Chiroptera; Mormoopidae. The record is from RefSeq and is a predicted model, not a curated record. The coding region runs from base 336 to 722 and encodes 128 amino acids.